This is a messenger RNA of Myotis brandtii (Brandt's bat), 3735 nucleotides long. RefSeq names its product phosphodiesterase 10A (gene PDE10A). Gene Ontology annotation, molecular function: protein binding; 3',5'-cGMP-stimulated cyclic-nucleotide phosphodiesterase activity. Bases 704 to 3070 code for a protein of 788 amino acids. The record is from RefSeq and is a predicted model, not a curated record. Gene Ontology annotation, biological process: signal transduction; negative regulation of receptor guanylyl cyclase signaling pathway. The transcript has 23 exons. Lineage: Eukaryota; Metazoa; Chordata; Mammalia; Chiroptera; Vespertilionidae.
CGGGGGUGUCCGGGCCGCGGCUCCGGCUUAAAGGAAAACUCUCCAAGUUCCAGCAGCAGGGAGAGGGGCGCCCGGAGCACACGCACCGCUGCCCAGGGCGCACACGCACACGCAUACACACAUGUACCCACUGGCACACACACACACUCACACACACAUGCACCCAAGGGCACACACACACGCGCACAUGCACACACACGCGUGCUCACACACACACUCAGGUGCUGUAGGUGCGCGAGUCCAAAGUUGCGGCCGCAGUGAGGGCCAUCGAGAUGGACCGUCUUCGCGGGUGUUGGGAGCUCUCUGCGCGCCAGUCCCGGGACCCCGAUGGAAAGGAGGGAGCGAGGGGGACCGCCCACCGCCCAGAGGUGUCCCCCCUUUUCGGAGAACAGCAGCGCGAAAGAGGAGAUGCAGAGCCCGAAGCCUUGGGACCCAGCCUGCGGGGGAGCAGCGGGAGCUUUCGGGGAGCCCGGCCCGGACCGGACCGGCGGCCUCGGGGGCACUUGGUCGGCGCAGUUCUCCGUGGAGCCGGCCCGCGCCUGGCGGGUCCUUCUCCGGUUUAAAUGCAUCGACUUGAAGGAAGCGGAGGCCGGCGCGCGCCGCAGCGGACUUGGGCGGCAGCUGCCUCCCCUUCGCGCCGACAAGUGGGAGCAGAGGGUCCGCCCUGCUGACCCUGAGAAGCAGGACCGACGCCCGGGAGCAGAUGAGCGAUGACCCGGCCACAGGCAGCCCGGACUCCUUCCACGUCCCAGGUUUGACAGAUGAAAAAGUGAAGGCAUAUCUUUCUCUUCACCCUCAGAUAUUAGAUGAAUUUGUAUCUGAAAGUGUUAGUACAGAGACGGUAGAGAAAUGGCUGAGGAGGAAGAACAACAAAGCAGAAGAUGAGCCGGUGCCGAAGGAAGUCAGCAGGUACCAAGAUACGAACAUGCAGGGAGUCGUGUAUGAACUGAACAGCUACAUCGAGCAGCGGCUGGACACGGGCGGGGACAACCAGCUGCUGCUGUACGAGCUGAGCAGCAUCAUCAGAACAGCCACAAAAGCGGAUGGAUUUGCACUGUAUUUCCUUGGCGAGUGCAAUAAUAGCCUGUGCGUGUUCACGCCCCCUGGCAUCAAGGAGGGCAGACCCCGGCUCAUCCCCGCGGGGCCCAUUGCCCAGGGCACCACCACCUCUGCUUACGUGGCCAAGUCCCGGAAGACGCUGCUCGUGGAAGACAUCCUUGGGGAUGAACGAUUUCCAGGAGGCACUGGACUGGAAUCAGGGACGCGGAUCAAGUCCGUUCUCUGUUUGCCGAUCGUCACGGCGAUUGGCGACCUGGUGGGCAUCCUGGAGCUGUACCGGCACUGGGGCAAGGACUCCUUCUCUCUGCGCCAGCAGGAGGUGGCCACUGCGAACCUCGCCUGGGCGUCGGUCGCCAUCCACCAGGUGCAGCUCUGCAGAGGCCUCGCCAAGCAGACUGAGCUGAAUGACUUUCUACUCGACGUAUCAAAAACGUAUUUUGAUAACAUCGUCGCCAUAGACUCUCUGCUGGAGCACAUAAUGAUUUAUGCCAAGAACCUGGUGAACGCCGACCGCUGCGCCCUCUUCCAGGUGGACCACAAGAACCAGGAGCUGUACUCGGACCUCUUCGACAUCGGGGAGGUGAAGGAGGGCAGGCCCGUCUUCAAGAAGACCAAGGAGAUCAGGUUUUCCAUUGAGAAAGGGAUUGCUGGCCAGGUCGCGCGGACGGGGGAGGUGCUGAACAUCCCGGACGCCUACGCAGACCCGCGCUUCAACAGGGAGGUGGACCUGUACACGGGCUACACCACACGCAACAUCCUGUGCAUGCCCAUCGUGAGCCGUGGCAGCGUGAUCGGCGUGGUGCAGAUGGUGAACAAGAUCAGCGGCAGCGCCUUCUCCAAAACGGACGAGAACAACUUCAAGAUGUUCGCCGUCUUCUGUGCGUUAGCCUUGCACUGUGCCAACAUGUACCACCGGAUCCGCCACUCGGAGUGCAUCUACCGCGUGACCAUGGAGAAGCUGUCCUACCACAGCAUCUGCACCGCCGAGGAGUGGCAGGGCCUCAUGCGCUUCACACUGCCCGGGCGCCUCUGCAAGGAGGUGGAGCUAUUCCACUUUGACAUCGGUCCUUUUGAAAACAUGUGGCCUGGGAUUUUUGUCUACAUGAUCCAUCGUUCCUGUGGGACGUCCUGCUUUGAGCUUGAGAAGCUGUGCCGCUUCAUCAUGUCCGUGAAGAAGAACUACCGGCGGGUGCCCUACCACAACUGGAAGCACGCGGUGACCGUGGCGCACUGCAUGUACGCCAUCCUGCAGAACAACCUGGGGCUCUUCUCCGACCUGGAGCGCAAAGGACUGCUGAUUGCGUGUCUGUGCCACGACCUGGACCACAGGGGCUUCAGCAACAGCUACCUGCAGAAGUUCGACCACCCGCUGGCCGCGCUCUACUCCACGUCCACCAUGGAGCAGCACCACUUCUCCCAGACCGUGUCCAUCCUGCAGCUGGAAGGGCACAACAUCUUCUCCACGCUGAGCUCCAGCGAGUACGAGCAGGUGCUGGAGAUCAUCCGCAAAGCCAUCAUCGCCACGGACCUCGCCCUCUACUUCGGCAACAGGAAGCAGCUGGAGGAGAUGCACCAGACGGGCUCGCUGAACCUCAACAACCAGUCCCACAGAGACCGCGUCAUUGGCUUGAUGAUGACUGCCUGUGACCUUUGUUCUGUGACAAAACUGUGGCCAGUUACAAAGUUGACGGCCAAUGACAUUUACGCAGAAUUCUGGGCUGAGGGCGACGAGAUGAAGAAGCUGGGGAUCCAGCCCAUUCCCAUGAUGGACCGGGACAAGAGGGAUGAGGUCCCGCAAGGCCAGCUCGGCUUCUACAACGCGGUGGCCAUCCCCUGCUACACCACCCUCACCCGGAUCUUCCCGCCCACGGAGCCGCUCCUCAGGGCCUGCAGGAACAACCUCAACCAAUGGGAGAAGGUGAUCCGCGGGGAGGAGAACCCCGCCUGGGCCCCGUCCCCGCCGGUGGCCCCCAGCCCCUCGGAGAAGCUGCCUGUGAAGACGGACGACUGAUGGCCCGGAGCUGCCCCUCCCACAGACGCUCGUCUCGCUGCUUGGACUUUUCUACCUUUUAUUUUUGUGGGAAACCUACACCUGGCGACCGGGAUGCCAGCCUCGUGCAGAAGGUACCAUCACGUGACUCCGCCCGCAGCUGACUCCUGCUGGGCUCACCCUCACGCGUCGCAGACAGCGACCUGCGGGACUCGGGCUGACGUGGCUGAGGCCGUCCUGGGGACGCAGACGUUCUCCGCCAGGGCUGCUCUGCCCAGAGCUAGUCUUUCUAGUGCGGGUUGGAAACGGUACUACGACGCUAGUGUGCUUUGGCUCUCACACCUACGUUUUUCCAUGUUGUUGGCUAUAAAUAGGAGUUUUACGCAUUCAAUUGUGGGUGUUCGUGUGUGGCCUGCCUGUGAUGGGCGUGGGCGCAGCAGCCAGCCGCAGGACCAAGGCCACCGAGGUUCCAUGGACGCGUCUGUCUGCAUCGGCGAGGGAGGAAGGCGCUCAUUGCAGAGCUCCGUGGACGGAGCGCAGGCUCUGGAGUGAGCUCUCUGGAGUGCGCUCUCUGCAAGCCCUGCAGGCAGGAGGCAGCCUUCUCUCCUGGGGAGGAGCCGCGAGGAUGAGAGCAGGCGUCUGGUCCCGUGCAGGGGGUGCAAAGGGUAUUAAAUGGUUUCAUUGCG